AUGCGGAGUGGACAGAGUCACCGUGAAGGGUCUAACGGUGAUGCAAAGGAUUUGAUGUUUGAUAUGGUAGACAUGAUUAAGUUAAGAGAGAUGGCUACAUCUAGCGACUCAAAGGAUUAUUCUUCGAGAAUGUAUCUGCCUGGAAAGUCUCCUUUGCGGAACCAUAACUUCAAUUAUGGCUGCCACUUAACAGAUUUGUCAAAACUGAGGGAGGGAUUAGGCGACGAGGUCUUCAAUGAUGUUAUGAAUGCAUCUGUAGUAGGAAAGGUAUGUGUGCACAAAGGUGUAGAAGUAUAUGUGGUAGAGUUGUUUGUACUUAAGAUAGAGCAUAGUGAAUUUAGGGCCGUUUUGGGUGUGAGUGCAUCAGAAAGUCCUAAUUGGUAUCAGCUAGGCUAUGUCUUGUCGAGAUGCCAGAUUUGGAUAGGUCGAAAGAAGAGAAUGGUAGCCAAGCUCUUCAUCUUGCAUGUUGGAAUAUUUGGUCUUCACCGGAACAGUAGAGUCCCUUUGAAGUGCGCUAAAAGGGUGUUAGAUGAAGAAGCUUUUGAGAAUUCACAGUGGAGUCGGCUUGCUUUCAAGAGUUUAGUAGAGUCCAUGAGAGUUGCUUCUUUUGAUAGAGAUAGUUAUACUCUUCAUGGAUUUGUGCAUGCGGUGCUUAUUUGGGCAUAUGAGUCAGUGUCUAUAUUGGGAGAACAGUUUGAGAAGAGAGUACAAAACGACCAAAAUCCUGAUACAAUUCCUCUCCUACGGUGGCAUUCAUCUCGUCCGCGUUUCAAUCUUGAGAAUGUUAUGGAACAGGGGAAACGUAAUUCAGAUGACAACAAGUUUGGUAGAUUUAUAGGUUCGUGUAAGCCAUUUGAGGUGAAUCCGGUGGAGGAGAUAUAUCCAUUUUGGCCUGAUGAAGACGCUAACCCAAAUGUUGAUAAGAAGCUGGAUAACAUGAUCCUAGAAAUUCUUGAUGGGUGCUUGGAUGAGUCGUUUUGGGCAAACUGUGAACCCGCAAUCAAGUUAUCCAAGAAAGAAAAAAGGAAGAAGCAUGUUGUUAUGAUGUAG
This is a messenger RNA of Eutrema salsugineum, 1050 nucleotides long. RefSeq lists its product as uncharacterized. The transcript has 7 exons. The record is from RefSeq and is a predicted model, not a curated record. Bases 1 to 1050 code for a protein of 349 amino acids. NCBI's taxonomy places the organism in Eukaryota, Viridiplantae, Streptophyta, Magnoliopsida, Brassicales, Brassicaceae.